GAAUUUGAAUGUUGAUACCGUUUCCGGUUGUCAUUGUUAGGAGAGAAAAAAAGAGAAAAGUCAACGGUUCUUUUAGAUUUCCCGCGCAGACGUUCAAGUUAGACACGCCCCCUGACUCUCCUUAGUUACAUGUCAACAGGUACAUGGUUGUACAGACUGAUGAUAUGGAACCUGUUCUAUUGUGUUCGGAUGGUAUUUACUGACAAGGCUUAGCAACUUAAGAAGAUAUCCUGUCUUUUAAUCUGGAUCUUGUCCUUUUGUGUACAAUUGAGUGAGGGUCCAACACAGGGCAGCCCCUUUAUCACACACCUUGGGGACGGUGACCCUAAUCUACAGCCUCACCCCCAAUACCUGCUUAGAUCCUCCACACCAGAGGACGAACAGACACUCCAGUUGGUGAUUCCAGAGUUAGACCACUCAGCUGAAAACUCGCUCAACAACUCGGGCACCAAAAAGGAAAACACCGACAUAGAAACCAAAGAAGUUGAUACUAGAGAGCCACCUUGGCAGCCAGAAGAGCUGGCCACAAGUGAAGCACCACUUCGACCUCAAUCCAGACAGUCAUUUGUUACAUCAAGGAGUUUCAUAAAAGACAAAGUUGCACACACAACAAAACCAUCUGAAAAACAAGUGUAUUUUGUGUCUUCGAGCCCUGAACCUCAUUUACGACCAGAGAGUCGCUGCACAAACAUAACAGACUCCUUCAAUAAACCAAUUGUAACUCCCAUAGUGGAGAACCCAUAUGCUCGAGUGGACUCGGGGUAUUCUAGUCGCUACAGUCAAAGAAGUUUUAGUGCUGGUCCUAUACGCAAACCAAAUCACAGUACCAGCAAGAUGAGUUACGGAAUGACGGAACAUUACACCAAUACUCUCUCCCAGCAUGCGUGUAAUCGCUCACAGGAGAAGGAGGAGCUACAGAGGAUAAACGAUCGUUUUACGGCAUACAUCCAGAAAGUCCGCCACUUACGAGAACAAAGUGGACAGCAGGUGGAUGCCACAUCCUUCAUCAAGUCAACAAAGGUCUUAGAAGAUGAAGUCGCAACAUUAAAGAGCUUGUAUGAACGAGAACUGGACAAUGUUAGGAGACAGUUGGAAGAAGUUACAAGGGAAAGGAAUUCAUAUCAGAUGCAGAGUGGCAAAAAUAAACAAUUUUCAGUAGACCUUGAGAGCAGUUACUGUGAGGAUGGCCAAGAUGCAAGAUUAUCGGUAGAGUCAGAAAAAACGAGAAAACUAAUGGAGGAAGUCAAUAUCAGUCAUAAACGAAUUCAGUCCUUACAAAAUGAGCUGGCAGAAACAAGAGCAAGUGCUGGUCGGCCAUUCGAUGACAUCAACAGCUUGACAAGAGAUGCUGACAAGAUGACAAGAGAGAUUGAAACCCUCAAGCGCAGAUAUGAGAAGGAACAGCUAAUGCGGCAGGAAGCAGAAGAGAAGGCUCACCAGGUGUCUCAGAAGAUGGAGUUUGAUAACCAGGUUUACAGUCAGCAAAUUAAUGAGCUCAGGGAGCGACUGGAGAACUCCAAUGCCACCAUACUCGGUCUAGAGACUCGGAUGCGUCAGUACGGCAAAUCUGACACAUCUGUAUCGGCUCUGCUACAGCAAGUUAGGGAAUCCGCAGAGGAGGAAAUGGUUCGAUACAAGAUGGAGUCUGAGGAAAGCUAUGUUAGAAAUAUUACUGCUUUGAAAACUCAAAUGGAAAAUGAUGCCAAAACAUUUGAUAGAUUGAAUAUUGAGAAAUCACAGAUUAUGGGGCAAAUUGUGGAACUAUCGGCUAAGAUUACUUCUUUGGAAGGACAGAUUCAGAGUUUGAACCAUCAGAAGGUCUCCCUGGAGGGAAUGUUGGCCCAGGAAAAGGCACGCACCAGUGAACAAGUCACUGCUAUGUCCAAGAAACUGAAGGAUGUCCAGGAGAUGUUGUUUGUGAAGAUGAGAGAGGCCAGUCAGCUACAUGACUGUCAUGUGCCACUGAAGGCUGAGCUCAGUGCCAUGAGAGCACUGCUAGAGGAAGAGGAAAAUAGGUUGCAGAAUCCAGCAACUGAAAUAAACCAGGUGAUGACCAGUGCCUCGAUCUCUCAGGCCGACCAUACAGCAGCUUUGGAAACAUUGUCCUACGCUCCUCAACCUCAGGCCUCUCUGAUGGCAUAUACCCAGCCCUCUGCCCCACCUAUGUCCCCCUCAUAUGCCCCGCUGACCACCGCUAAUCUGACCAGUGAGUACAUUCCUCAGUAUGAUCCGGUAACAACAGAAGAUUUGGAUACAGCUGGAUUGGGAUUAGAUUAUUUUGGAGGAGGAACUAGAUACACUUACCAGACAACACCUAGUGUCAACAAACUGCAGAUUGAGCCUUCACCACCCACCACCCCGCGCCUCGUGGGGCCAGUGAUGAGAGCUAAAUCAGCCCCAGUUGGGGCCCAGGUCAGAGGUCAGAAUGUUCCUCUAAUCCCCACCAGUAUGGGUAAAGGACAGGACUACUUUGAUGAGAUGUUCCGUGACCUUGCUAGAGAGACCUUGUACACGGCCCCACCAACCCCACCUCCUCAAAAACCACAGAGGAGUAAAUCAAGUCUGGAGAAGUACCAGAAUUCUGUCUACCAUGACUACAACACUGCCACAUCCAGUCGCUCAGAGACCCCUGAGUAUCCACAACACUUACUGCCCAAGGACGCUCUCGUGUUUAGUGCCAUUGGUGAAAUCAAAAUUCUAGAAGUCAAUCAAGAAGGAAAAUACAUACGAUUAACAAAUGAAGGCAAACAGGAGGCAGAAUUUGGAGGACACAUGAUACAACAAAAUGUGGGCGGACACCCAGUGGCUGUUUACCGAUUCCCCCCAAGAACAAAGUUCCCCGCUAACAAUACCCUUACAGUGUGGGCUGGCUCAAAUGACCAUAUUCUACACCAACCCCCAACAGACUAUGUCUGGAAAGAGCAGCAGAAAUGGGGCACGGGACCCGAGUGCACCACCAUUCUGUGUAAACCUAACGGACAGGCAAUAGCAUGGACCACAGCUGCUCACAGAUUUACAAAGAAUGCAUUUGAAGAGCCCUCACCAACCUCUCAGGCAGUGGUGGCAGAUGGAUUUGUUCAGGAUGAUCAAAACGUUGAGACGGACAGUCUAACAGAAAUGACAGUCAACAUCAAUGAACCAAAACCGGACUCAGUUUAUCUCAAAAGAGAGAAACAGCAGCCCAAUAUUUUAACCCCACCCAAACACCCCCAUGGCACUUCUCCAGGGAAAGAAAUUCAUCCCCACACGAGUCAGCCUCGUCCCUACACGUACGGAAAUGACAACAGCAGUGUCAACAGACAGUCCAGGUCUCAGACGACACGGCCCGACCCUGUCAAUGGUCAGCCUUAUGCAGGUUCUGCACAGAAGGUGGGUAGUGCUCCCUUAAAACGUUACACCCCUUCCAAUAUACGAGGAAACGGCUCUAUUGUCAACAAAGCAGAUGUAGGUAAAACUUCCAGUCCACCAAAUCCUUUCAUGUCACCACAUGUCAAGUUUCAAACAGGCCUAGAUCAGAUUCGCUCCCAACACAAUGAGGAUUUCAUGCCACCUAUGCCCCGCCCUCCUCUCUUCUCAUCGUGGUAGCUCUUCUAAUUUAUGUAGCUUCUCCAACAUGACUCUAGAUGUGUCCAGUCAGAGAACGGAUCAAUGGAAGCGUGAACGUUUGCUGUUUUGCGGAAAGAUUUGAUACAGCCUGGGAAACACCGUACAUUUCGGCAUUGUAGUGUCACAGUGGACAUCUGUAUUGGAAGUAUUAAGAAAUUUCUCUGACAUUCUGUGAGAACUGAUACCAUCGAGGUUCAGUUGAUCAUUAAAUCUGUGGGUAUACUAGUAAUCUCAAUCAUUGUGUAACAUAUGACUUUGAGAGGAGGUGGGAGGGGUUUGUCCUACAUACUGCUGUAGAUAACAAAUAAUGGUAGCUUUCUGUAUAUAACACUAUUGAACACAAACAAUAGAUACUAUCCACAAGUGAAGAUGUGUGUUUUAAUUUCAGUAUACCAUUAAUGUUCUUUGUAAUUUGUUUUGAUUUUUUACUUGAAAGAUACUGUCACCAAGUAUGCAUGUAGACAAUUACUGUCAUGUAGACAAUUACUGUCCAAUUCAUUGUGACUUUUCUAGCCUGUUUGUUUGCUCACAUUUUCUCACGUGCCGUUUUGAAAAAAUCAACAGGGUCUGUGAUAUUUUUUUUUAUUCCAAAAUAGAAACUUGUCUGCACAUUGUGAGUUCAUGAUUAGAAGUUUUGGUGAAUGUGAUAGGCUCUUUGCUUUCUUACCUUUGUAUUAGAAAUUUGUGAUUUGAUAUAUCGAUAAACAUUCCAUUUGCUAGUGUUUGUGAAAGGAAAGUUAAGCCCUGUUGUGUAGGACUUGGAUAUCAUUUGUAAUUCUAUAGGCUGUCUUAAUAUAUAUCCCUAGAAUUUCAAUUGAUCACAUUUAUAUAUGUGUGUAGAGAGAGAGAGAGAAAUUGAUUGUUUAUGUGAAAAAGUCAUUUAGUUAUUAAUGGCACAGAGCUUACAAUGAUUAUUGCAGACGUGCACAGAUAGAAAUACGAAGCAGUAUUUAUGUAAAACAAGCAUAAUAGAUGUGAGAAUGUACAGAAGUUUUGUUAGAAGUAUUUCUAUUAUAUUGCAGAGUAUUUUUACUGUGAUAAAUCGCCAUGGCCAUAUAUAUAUAUACUUUGUCUGCUGAAAACAAUAUGAUGCCUUGGAUAUCAACAAUCGCAUUUCAUUGCGAAAGUUUUAUGAAAAUGUUGUGUAAGAGUUGAUUGUUCACAGUAAAUGAAUUCUAUAAAUAUUCUGGAUAAAGGAAUUCAUUGUCUAAAUCAAACAGUCCAGUGGCUUUCCACUUCCAAUGUUUGUGAUAAGAAGGAAUCCGGGUUGUACAGAUUCCUCAGUAUGCAGGUUUUUAUUUACUUUCUAUUCAAGUGCUAUAUCCACAAAUGUUAUGCGGAAUGUGACUCGUGUAGACUGCGCUGUAUCAAACGUUUUAUUUUAUCUUUUAUUUCUUGUUCCAUCCAUGAUUGUUAUCUGUGAUAAUCUAUGUUAUAUUUUUUUAGUAUUCAAAUUAUAGAAUGACUAGACAACAUUUAACAAAUUUUUGCUAAUUUUGAUAGAGUACAUAUUUAUACAAAGAGCUUAAUAAAUAUGUAGAAAUAA
This is a messenger RNA of Ostrea edulis (European flat oyster), 5152 nucleotides long. Its product is annotated as lamin-B1-like. NCBI's taxonomy places the organism in Eukaryota, Metazoa, Mollusca, Bivalvia, Ostreida, Ostreidae. The coding region runs from base 835 to 3585 and encodes 916 amino acids. The record is from RefSeq and is a predicted model, not a curated record. Gene Ontology annotation, cellular component: nuclear envelope; cytoplasm. The transcript has 20 exons.